AGACAGAAGAGUAACAGUUUGAGACUCGAACUCGCCUUGGUUGAACGCAAAAAUUCGUCACGCUCGUCUCAUCGUCGUGUCGGUGGAGUGAACGGUUCUUUUUUUCUUACACUGAAAUCUGCUGGAUAUGCAUACGGUGAAUUGUGCAUUGAAGAAAAUAGUUCACCAUUCGGCAAAUUGUGGGUGUUAGAAUUCGAUACCUAGCUACAGUGGUUAAUCGCAGUUCCAGCGUUCCUAAAAAACUGGUUUUUCUCGGUUAUCGAUCAUCCUCCGUACCAGACGAGAGACUGGCAGAAACCAGAGCUUCACAAGCAGAGUAAUUUUUGCUAAAAAAUGGCGGUCAACGUAUAUUCGACGAAUGUAACCACAGACAAUCUUUCUCGGCAUGAUAUGCUAUCCUGGGUCAACGAUUGUUUACGAGCACAGUUUACCAAAAUCGAGGAGCUCUGCACGGGGGCUGCCUACUGUCAGUAUAUGGACAUGCUGUUUCCGGGUUCAGUGCCUAUGAAGCGUGUCAAGUUUCGUACCAACCUUGAGCACGAGUACAUUCAAAACUUCAAAAUCCUGCAGGCAGCAUUUAAGAAGAUGAAUGUUGAUAAGAUUAUUCCAAUCGAUAGACUAAUCAAGGGUCGCUUCCAAGAUAAUUUUGAAUUUCUGCAAUGGUUUAAGAAAUUCUUCGAUGCAAACUAUGACGGUAGAGAUUAUGAUGCUUUACUAGCGCGAGAAAACCUGCCUAUGGGCUGCGGUGCCGGUAGUGGGGUACCAAAAGGCAACGGCGUUCCAACUGUCGCCGUUCCUCGCAAGGCACCCCUUGUCUCAUCCACAUCACGAGAUAAAAUUAAGCCGAUAUCAAAAGUCACACCCAGUAGACCAGCGGUGCCGGUGUCCAACCUAGGCAGCAAAUCGACGGCGAACGCCAGCAAAUCCUCUUCACAGAACAGUGUCACGAAUCAGCAGGUGGAGGAAUUGACCACGCAGGUGAUGGACAUGCGGUUACACUUGGACGGGUUGGAGAAGGAGCGUGAUUUCUACUUCAGUAAACUGAGAGAUAUAGAAAUACUAUGCCAAGAAGACGAACAGGGUGAACCGCAAAGUGAACUGGUCCAAAGAAUUUUGAAUAUUUUAUACGCUACUGAGGAUGGAUUCGCACCACCAGAUGAAAUACCCCCGGAGGAAGAAGAGUACUAAUGCUCUCGCUAUACUAGCACGACUACCAACUGCAACCAUAGAUAGUUAGUACACACACGCUCAAGGACACACCAGAGCAUAGUUGUUUUUAUACCAACUUCUUAAGCAGCAUGAUUUUCUUACGAACAGAAUAGACUCAAAACUGACUGCAACUUCUUACACCAACUUAUUUCAACACCUCCUUGCAGUCUUUUCUCUAGGAAUCAGGCUCUGAAAUUUUAGUCAAAUUGAGUACUAUUAUACUCUGCAUAAUAAAAUGGAGGACCAGUUGUUUGCAUGUUUAUUUACUAAUCGUUCUCUAUCGUUAAUAUCAGACUUAUGAAUCAGAAAAAAAUGUGCGUGUGUGUAGGAAUUAAAAGGCAAAGCAUCGACUCGAUAUUGUUUUUUGAAAAACGAAUGAGAGAAGAAAAAGAUUAGAAUGAUAUGAAUUUUCUUUUUAAUUAUGUUUUGAGUUUUCAUCCCACUAUCCAUUUUUUCGUAAUAACAACUGAUUUCAGCAUCGAUAAGUGCUUGAUAAGUCAACAACAGAUAUUAAAAACGCUUUGUCCUUUGAAUUCCCGUGUUGAAACAUCUUAAAAUGCUUCAAAAGAAAAACUGAAUUAGAAUUUGCAAACAAGGAGGUUUCGUAGAAAUAUUUUGUUAAUGACAACUCUGAAAUAGUUGAAGAAUUUUGAAGUAUUCCUAACAGGUGCAAAAUCCAGUUCUCAAUAGUGUUUCAAUCAAUCCACAUUUCCAAUAAUGUAUUUAGCUUGUGUGGCAAGCCAUUUUUACUAACGUUUUGGCAAAGUAAUUCGACAGAUUUUUUUUAAUGCAUAUCAACGCUAUAAAAAUGCUCAACACGGCGACAUGUAAUUUGCACCUAUAAUGUUUUCACAAUUUACUUUCUUUUCUCAAAGUGAAUAUUUUGUAGUGCGCUGAGUUUUUAUUUUAAGAUAUUAAAUUUUACGAACGCAUGCUGCAACCAUUUCUUGUAACUGCUAAUUCAAAUUUGUAAAUCUCUCUCGUCUCUAAAAACAAUGUGUAUAUUACAAAAAAAGAACGAUUAGCUCAGAAUUAAAAACUUUGUUGAAAUAGAAAAUAAGCGACCAACAAAUAUUCAGAAAGAUGAAAAAACGCGCUCUUGUAAUUGUAUGAACACUAAAAAAUAACAUAACAAAUAUAUAACGAAAAGAAAGCAAAACUAAAUGAAGAAGAUGCUAUAUUAUAUUUGAUCAUUCACUUUGCUAUGUCUUAUAGGUGUUUGUUUGGUGUGACUGCCCAAAAAGCAAGCAACCAUAGCAACCGUAAACUCAAAAUUAUCGAGAUAAUUCUAACAAACGUUGAUUCUACGACAGUAAGCUUUUUUUUGUUUAUUCUAUGAUUUACAAUGCUAAUUUAAAACUUUUUUUGGUAGGAAAAUAAGAUGAUUAAAAACAAAACCAUAAAA
Messenger RNA from Uranotaenia lowii, 2614 nucleotides. RefSeq names its product microtubule-associated protein RP/EB family member 1 (gene Eb1). The transcript is spliced from 7 exons. The record is from RefSeq and is a predicted model, not a curated record. NCBI's taxonomy places the organism in Eukaryota, Metazoa, Arthropoda, Insecta, Diptera, Culicidae. Gene Ontology annotation, biological process: protein localization to microtubule plus-end; spindle assembly; regulation of microtubule polymerization or depolymerization. Gene Ontology annotation, molecular function: microtubule plus-end binding. Gene Ontology annotation, cellular component: spindle midzone; microtubule plus-end; cytoplasmic microtubule. Bases 334 to 1188 code for a protein of 284 amino acids.